Acipenser ruthenus (sterlet) is the source of this 2011-nucleotide messenger RNA. Its product is annotated as syntaxin-8-like. Gene Ontology annotation, biological process: intracellular protein transport; vesicle fusion. NCBI's taxonomy places the organism in Eukaryota, Metazoa, Chordata, Actinopteri, Acipenseriformes, Acipenseridae. Gene Ontology annotation, molecular function: SNARE binding; SNAP receptor activity. The transcript is spliced from 7 exons. Gene Ontology annotation, cellular component: endomembrane system; SNARE complex. The coding region runs from base 36 to 698 and encodes 220 amino acids. The record is from RefSeq and is a predicted model, not a curated record.
UUUAAGAGAAGCAGGGCUACGCUUACCACAAUGCAAUGGGUUGUGAGUUGAAAACUGUCCCAAACUGUUCCGCUGAACACGGAGCCAUAAGGUUACAAAACUAUGAUGCCACUUGCCGUCUUGCCCAGGAAAUCGCUGAGAAUAUUCAUGAGCGGAACAGACAGCAAAGGACAGAUGGGAAUCCUGCCAAGAUCAACAUGACGCUGCGAGCAUCUCUUCAGAGACUGAAGCAGCAGAUCACCCAGCUGAGGGAGUCCUUGCUCAGAGCUACAUCAACUCGACACAUAAUGCAAUCGGAAGCAGACAGAAGGCAGAAUUUAGUGGAUGAUCUUCUUACACGAGAAAAACAACUGCAAGCGACUUUUAAGAAUGAUGGCACAGAACCAGAGUUCUCAAGGUCCAGCCUCAUGACUGGAGGUGGAGGGCAGCGGGGCUCAAGCAAUCCCUGGCUAAUGGACGAGCCUGAGGAAACCAGGGGGCUGGGGUUCACAGAGAUCAAACAGCAGCAGCAGAGAAUCAUAGAAGCCCAAGAUGCUGGCCUUGACGCUCUGGCAUCUGUCCUCAGCAGACAGAAACAGAUGGGGCAAGAAAUUGGGAACGAACUGGAUGAGCAUAACGAUGCAAACAUCAGAUGGCUAACACUUGCUGCGGACAGGGCAUUGUACAGGCUUCCUGUCUGCCCAAGCGCACAAGAGUGACCUUGCCUCACAGGCUGUCAGCACCCAACCCCCCCGUGACUGUGCUGCAGCUGAAAGCUUGAGAGAGAACUGAAAUGGUGCAGUGCGUGCACAUUCUGCGCUUGAAGAUUGUCCAACAUAUUAAUAUGAAAAAUAAACAUUUCUUACAGUAAUGAAGCCUUGCUUUCUUUUGCAGUCGGGGUGAUUGGCAUGCAGGAGCAUUGCCGUGACAGUUUUGAGUGCUGCGUUAGUCUGUUUGUAAUAAUGCAGUAAAAAAAUCAACAAAAUAUCUGUUUUAUAUAUGUGAGAUAUGUGUGUGUGUGUGUGUGUGUGUGUUUAAAAAAAAAAAAAAAAAAUUAACACUAGAAGCCCCGCGGUUUUUGGUUUUAAAAUGUAAUUUUCUCCAGUUGUGUAACACAUAUGGGGCUGCACGUUCUUGUACCUUUCUGUCCGUAUGUAUUAAAUAUUCUCACAAAGCAUGAAACGCGGGAGUGCAGAAAUAAAGGAGAUAUAUUACAUUAUACCUAAAAGCCCUGGGAGCAGUCACAUUGACGGCCACACAGAAAACAAUUGUAUUGUGAUUAUACAGAACGGUAUUCUACUUUAUUAUUUUUAUUUACUACUCCACAAUGUGUUUAGCUGUAAUUAGAUUAGUCUCUACUCUCUGCCUGAGUGAAUGACUGACAGUCUAUUGUUUUUCAAUCAGCCAUUUCAAAGGCUGGCGCCUGCUUGCCAGCUGUGCUGUUUUGGUCAGUCAAUUAGCAUCGGGACUAGUGAAAAUAAAUACCAGAGACCGUGGAGUUUUGCAACGCAAGAAAAUAUGGAGUUGAUGUUUUGGAUCAGAUGGCACAGAAGUAUUCCGUGAAAGCUGGCUCCCGACGGUGGCCUGUUCAGGUGUUUUACAAUGUAGUGGACCUAGCAGCCAUCAACUCCUGGGUACUAUACAAAUAAUGCACGGAGAAGAAUUUACCAAGGCGAGAAUAAAUCCAGUUAGCACAGGAACUUCGCAAGAAGCAUUUGGAACAGAGGGAGACUGCCAUACGUGUACCCACAGCUGAAGCUGGCAACCCUGCUGAGAGCCGCAAGAGACGCCAAUGCUAGGUUGGCAAGUGCAAUAAAAAUAAAACUUCGAGCAGCUGUGCCCUGUGCAGAAAGGUGGCGUGGAGAAGCGCAUUAUCUGUAUUGAUUGUGCUGUGUGCUUCUGUAAAAUGUUUUCUUCUAAGUUUAUUUAUCUACGUUGUUCAGUUUCUUUUGCACAUCUGAUAAUAAACCGAUUGCUGUUAAAAAUGUAUUGCUAUCGUUUCAGUUUUAUAAAUAUGUACGGUGUAAACCGA